Messenger RNA from Eufriesea mexicana, 412 nucleotides. RefSeq names its product odorant binding protein 9 (gene Obp9). NCBI's taxonomy places the organism in Eukaryota, Metazoa, Arthropoda, Insecta, Hymenoptera, Apidae. The transcript is spliced from 5 exons. The record is from RefSeq and is a predicted model, not a curated record. The coding region runs from base 1 to 399 and encodes 132 amino acids. Gene Ontology annotation, molecular function: odorant binding. Gene Ontology annotation, biological process: sensory perception of smell.
AUGUUACGAAAUUACUAUAUCCUUUUCGUUCUGACGAUAAUUCUUCUCUUGUCGUAUUCCGGAGACGCGGACAUUAGGAGAGACUGUCGCAGGGAGUCGAAGGUUUCGUGGGCCGCAUUACGGAGGAUGAAGUCGGGAGACCUAGAACAAGAAGACCAAAACUUGAAAUGCUACUUGAAGUGUUUCAUGAUGAGGCAUGGCAUUCUGGACAAGAACGCGAAAGUAGACGUACAGAGAGCACUUCGACAUCUACCGCGAAGCUUGCAGGACUCGUCAAAGAAAUUGUUUAACAAGUGUAAAUCUACCCAAGGAAGCAAUCCCUGCGACAGAGCUUACGAGAUGGUAAAAUGUUACGUCGAGCAUCAUCCGGAGAUUUUGCACAGCGUGCCUUUCCUCUAAAGCUACCGUUGGG